Messenger RNA from Pocillopora verrucosa, 1038 nucleotides. Its product is annotated as zinc finger MYM-type protein 2-like. Lineage: Eukaryota; Metazoa; Cnidaria; Anthozoa; Scleractinia; Pocilloporidae. The record is from RefSeq and is a predicted model, not a curated record. Gene Ontology annotation, biological process: DNA integration; DNA recombination. Gene Ontology annotation, molecular function: DNA binding.
AUGGCGUCACGUUUCGAGGUAGUUGACGAAGAAUAUAUCGAAGAAUUAAAUGAAAACACGAAGAAAAGCACGGAGUACUGGAAGAACGUUUUCAAAAUGUGGGCGAAUGAAAGAAACUUCCAAGCAAAUUUAGAAGAGUACGAGAGCGAUGUCCUCGACCAAACACUGUCGCAGUUAUAUGCCGAGUCACAAAAAGGAAACGGUGAUAACUACGAGCCCGUCUGCCUGAAAGUAAUGCAGACAUUACUGGAGAGAUAUCUAAAAUCAAAAUCCCAUCCAAAGUCCAUCAUCCGAGAUAGGAAGUUUCUUAACUCCAGAAAAGUCCUGGGAGGGAAGUCCAGGAAACUGCGACCAAACCGAUCCAGAAGUUUGACAAAAGAAGAGGAAGAAGUCCUCUGGCAGAACGGCCAGCUUGGAGGAGGCACUCAACGAGCUCUACUGAACACCAUGUGGUGGCUGCUCACUCAGCACUUUGGCUUACAAGAGCGACAAGAACACCACCAAAUGAAAGUUGACGGUUUCACUUUACAACGCGACGACGACGGAAACGAAUUUCUAACAUUUGCCGAAGGUCCAACUAAGACGAGACAGGGAGGACUUAGCGUGAAAACCAGACUAGUCACCCCCAAAAUGUUUGCCACAGGGAAUGAGGAAAGGUGCCCAGUCAUGUUGUUUAAACGAUAUCUGGAGAAGCGACAAAGCGAAAUGAAGGAAAGCGGCCCGUUUUACCUCACUGUCAUCGACAAGCCAGUUUCAAGCGUUUGGUACAAGAAAUCCCCAAUGGGAAAGAACACCAUGAAAAACAUGAAAGAGAAUUCACCGCUGAAGGAUCUGUGUUCCGAGAAGAAUUUGACCAGCAAUAGGGCACGAAAAACCGUGGUCAAGAAGCUGAAAAGUUCUGGUAUCCCGAGGUGUGAAAUAAAGAAUAUCACAGGCCACGCACCUGCCCAAGGGCUUGACGAUUGCGACUCAGGAGACGAACGAGAGCAGCAGAUCAUUACACGAGCCAUUGACAACACUAGCGCUGGCGCUAAAUAA